Messenger RNA from Cyclocybe aegerita, 903 nucleotides. The record is from the annotation of a GenBank genome assembly. NCBI's taxonomy places the organism in Eukaryota, Fungi, Basidiomycota, Agaricomycetes, Agaricales, Hemipholiotaceae.
AUGGACCAACUCAUCCCAGUGAAAGACUUCAUCUCCGGGUUUACUACCUCCCAGUAUCUUUGUCACGAAAAGAUAGAACAAGUCGCUCUCGAGGACAAGCAGCUAGGAGUCCACAAAGUCUGGUCGAAAUUGAAGCAUAAACUCGUGCAGCCUCCACCCGAACUUCCGAAAGCUGAACAAUCACCCUGCGACGACGACGGUAGUCCCCUACCUGCUCCUAAACACGCCUGGGAGGCACUGUACCCUGAGGGAAGUAUAAAUCCGUCGGGCGAGAUACCUGGCGGCUUCGGAUUCUACCUCUCUGGUCCACCGGCGUUCGCGAAAUGCCUUGAGUCCGCGUCCGAAGCUGUGUUCAGCUACAGGAUGAUGAUUCAGGAGGGGUGGGAGUGGGUCAAGGGCGGGAAGCUCCCCGGUGUUUUUGGUGGAAAUGGAGACCUUUCGUACGGGUGUACUGGCGGACGCCAGGAACAACGAUGCCAGUGCUUCAAUCUAAGACCGAUGUGGAGACCAAACUCAGUUGGGGAGUUGUACGCCUACCUUCCCUUGACCACCGAAAAUCGCGAUCAGCUCUUAGCCGUCCCACCGAGGUCCAUUGAAAAUAGCGACUACGGGUUUUCGGUUGGACGCGACGCAUUUCGAUUUGAUCGUGCGGUCGGCCACUGGAUCGCCGUCGCAUUCCGAAUCAGAUUGAAUGACGUUGGAUGUACCAACGGCGAGCUACAGCUCUGGAUUGAUGGACAAUCCGUAAUCAAGGCGGACGGUCUAACACUACGUUGCUCGGAGGACGGGAAGAUGAAGGGUAUGCAUUUCCAAACUUUCUUCGGUGGACACGAGAAAGAUUGGGCCUCACCCAAAGAUCAGAAGGCUUGGUUCGCAGAUGUUUCUGGAGUAAUCAUACAAUAA